GAGGAUGAGCUCCCCGGGCGCCGAGGGCGCGGGGAAGGGCCUGCAGCACCGCGUGGACCACCUGCUGAGCGCCGUGGAGAGCGAGCUGCAGGCCGGCAGCGAGAAGGGCGACCCCACGGAGCGCGAGCUGCGCGUGGGCCUGGAGGAGAGCGAGCUGUGGCUGCGCUUCAAGGAGCUCACCAACGAGAUGAUCGUGACCAAGAACGGCAGGCGCAUGUUCCCGGUGCUAAAGGUGAACGUGUCCGGCCUGGACCCCAACGCCAUGUACUCCUUCCUGCUGGACUUCGUGGCAGCCGACGGCCACCGCUGGAAGUACGUGAACGGGGAGUGGGUGCCGGGCGGCAAGCCCGAGCCACAGGCGCCCAGCUGUGUCUACAUCCACCCCGACUCGCCCAACUUCGGGGCGCACUGGAUGAAGGCGCCCGUGUCCUUCAGCAAGGUCAAGCUCACCAACAAGCUCAACGGCGGCGGCCAGAUCAUGCUGAACUCCUUGCAUAAGUAUGAGCCUCGGAUCCACAUUGUGAGGGUGGGCGGCCCCCAACGUAUGAUCACCAGCCACUGCUUCCCCGAGACGCAGUUCAUCGCGGUGACGGCCUACCAGAACGAGGAGAUCACAGCUCUCAAGAUUAAAUACAACCCCUUCGCCAAAGCCUUCCUGGACGCGAAGGAGAGAAGCGACCACAAGGACGGGAUGGACGACCCCGGGGACGGCCAGCAGUCCGGCUUCUCCCAAUCAGGGGGUUGGCUCCUCCCCGGCACCAGCGCGCUGUGCCCCCCGGCCGCCCCGCACCCCCAGUUCGGAAGCCCCCUGUCGCUGCCCCCCACGCACGGCUGUGAGCGGUACCCCGCCCUGAGGAGCCACCGGCCGGCGCCCUACCCCAGCCCCUACGCGCACCGGAACAGCCCCCCCACCUAUUCUGACUCCUCGCCUGCCUGCGUGUCCAUGCUCCAGCCCCACGACAACUGGCCGGGCCUUGGGGUGCCUACCCACGCCGGCGUGCUGCCCGUGAGCGCCGGCUCCGGCCCCCCUGCGGGCGCCAGCCAGUACCCCGGCCUGUGGUCCAUGAGCAGCAGCGCCGGCACACCGGGCGCUCAGCCAGCCGCGAUGCCCAGCGGGCUGGGGGCCCCGUUCUUCCGCGGGCCCGCCCCCCACCCCGCCGCCCUGGGCCCCCCGGGCCCGGCCUCCUCCUCCUCGGGGUCCCCGCUGUAUGACGGGGCCGCCGCGGCCCCAGAUGUGCCCGACAGCCAGUACGACACCUCGGCCCUGGCCUGCCUCAUAGCCUCCUGGACUCCCGCGUCGCCGCCUUCCCUGUGAGCGCACCCCGGUCUCCAAAGAUGCAACGACUUCUUCGCUGUGGCCACGCGUGCUGUCGGUUCAUCGGGGCACGCGGGCGCCUCAGGGUCGGGAGGAAACACGGUCACAGGCGCCCUCGCCCGCCGGGGCCAGGUCGGCGCGGCCGGGCCAUGUAUGUGCUGCAGAUGAAGGACAUGCCGGCGGCCCCACUCACCGGGUUCACGGGGAGGGGAUUGCUCCGUCCGGGAUGGCCUUUCCCGCGUAGACGGCUCGCACACAGACUGUGACGCGGGCCCACCUUGAACUCCCUCCCUCCCUCCCGGCUGUCAGGGCCUGGGCACAGAUGACGUCAUGGUCGCCUGCCUGGUGCCUGGUCUGCCGGGGACGGGUGGAGUGAGCCUGGGCAGCGAUGCUUGUGUUGUCGAAACUGCAGCUGUUUCUGCUUUUGUUCUGACACCAUCGCCAAGACAAUCAGCAGAAAGCCUUUCUGCACAAUAAAGGCUC
Myotis daubentonii (Daubenton's bat) is the source of this 1798-nucleotide messenger RNA. It is a transcript of the gene TBXT, whose product is annotated as T-box transcription factor T. Gene Ontology annotation, cellular component: chromatin; nucleus. Gene Ontology annotation, molecular function: DNA-binding transcription factor activity, RNA polymerase II-specific; RNA polymerase II cis-regulatory region sequence-specific DNA binding. The record is from RefSeq and is a predicted model, not a curated record. Gene Ontology annotation, biological process: somitogenesis; heart morphogenesis; positive regulation of DNA-templated transcription. NCBI's taxonomy places the organism in Eukaryota, Metazoa, Chordata, Mammalia, Chiroptera, Vespertilionidae.